Molecule: messenger RNA, 1090 nt
Organism: Scomber japonicus (chub mackerel)
Lineage: Eukaryota; Metazoa; Chordata; Actinopteri; Scombriformes; Scombridae
Product: P2Y purinoceptor 3-like
Exons: 2
Coding region: 8-1090 (360 amino acids)
Biological process (GO): G protein-coupled receptor signaling pathway
Cellular component (GO): plasma membrane
Molecular function (GO): G protein-coupled receptor activity
Source: RefSeq, a predicted model, not a curated record
CAAAGACAUGGGCAACACUCAGGUGCAGCCUCCAGAGGAAGCGUUCUGUAACCUGGACAUCCGUGAAGGUCUACCGGUGGUCCAGCUCUACGUGAUGCCGUCUGUCUUCGUGGCUGUGCUGAUGCUCGGGCUGCCCCUCAACCUGCUCUCCCUCUGGAUUUUCUUCCACCGCCUGCGGCGUUGGACCCGCAGCACGGUGUUCCUCUUCAACCUGACCCUGGUUGACACCUCCUGGCUGCUGGCACUGCCUUUGCUCAUCCACUACCAUCUGGACCAGCUGUACUGGAGCCUGGGGCUGCCGCUCUGCAGGACUGUGAGGAUGCUUUACCACAACUACUUUUACCUCAGUAUCUUCUUCGUCAGCUGCAUCAGUGUGGACAGGUACCUCGCCAUCGUGCACCCUCUGCGCUCUCUGGUACUGCUGGGCCGGAGGCAGACCUGUAUGCUGUGUGUGCUGGUCUGGGUGGUCGCUCUGGUCUUCAGCAUACCUGUUGCCACUAUGACUCUGAUCCAGACUUGCCCUGAGAGCAACCGCACCGUGUGCACCUUGUACAUGCUGCUGAGUGAGAACGGGGAGACCCUCCCCUAUUCCCUCUUCUGCACCACCAUCGGCUUCCUCUUCCCGCUGCUUUCCAUCUGUUACUGCGGCCUGCGCAGCGUCGGAGUGUUGCGCCGCCGGUCAUGCAGACACGACCCGCACAACAAGAAGAGGCGGCUGAGGCGGGUGCUGAGUGCAGCGCUGGUCCUCUUCGCCCUGUUUUACCUGCCCUACCACCUGAGCCGCAACGUGGCCAUCCUGAUGCGAACAGUCUACCCUGGCGACCCCUCCUCCUGGCGCCUUGCAGAUCUGGCCUUCGCCCUGGAGAUGUGCUUCUGCAGCCUCAUCACCUGCGUCAACCCUCUGUUCAGCUGCUUCAUAGGACACCAGUUCAAGAGGGAGUUUCGUGGCAGUUUUGCGGUCUUAUUUCCCAGGUGUCCCGGCAUGCAGGUAGCCUCAAUGAUAUCUAAGCAGACCCGGAUGAAGGUGAGAAACAAUCAGCGGAUGGCUACUGUCAGUCCUGUGUGUGCACUGUCUGCACCUAGGUCCUAA